UUAACAGUGCAGACAUUUUUGAUUGAUAAUAAAUUUUGCUGGCUAGAUAAGUAUGGACAUUUUAUGAAGACAUUCUUGAGAAAUCAUUGAUAUUCAGAUGUGAGGGUUAUCAAAAAAAAAAAAAAGAAAGAAAGAAAAAGAACUAUGCUGGAAGUCUUGGAAUGGAUGGAAAACAGUCUUGAAUAUAUAGACUAUGUUUCUCAGCUAGAAGAAGCUGGUCAAGAUAUUCUGAUAGACAAAGAAAGAAUUAUAGAUUAUAGUAGAAGAAACAAUGCACUCAGGGAAGGUAAAAGAGCUUUACAAAGUGAACUGAAAAAAGAUCGACCAACAUCCAAAACAUGGUUGUGUUUUGGUAAUAUGUUCAUCAAAUGCCAUACUACAAAAGCUCUGACCAUUGUUGAGAAAGAUGAAAAAAUGAUUGAAGAUGAAAUUAACAGUUUAAGAGACAACUUAAAAGUUAAAGUUGAUAACCUAAGGAAACUAGAAGGAAAAUCGGAACACAAAUUUAAUUUAACACCUUUGUCAAAAGAAGAAAUGAAAGCUAUGAGACACCUAUUGCCUACAGUCACUUAAUUCAUGUAUGUAACAUUUUGUUCAUGUAAAUAAAUUCAGAAUAAUUACCAA
Uloborus diversus is the source of this 624-nucleotide messenger RNA. RefSeq names its product p53 and DNA damage-regulated protein 1-like (gene Pdrg1). The transcript has 4 exons. Bases 145 to 573 code for a protein of 142 amino acids. Lineage: Eukaryota; Metazoa; Arthropoda; Arachnida; Araneae; Uloboridae. The record is from RefSeq and is a predicted model, not a curated record.